This is a messenger RNA of Rotaria sordida, 465 nucleotides long. The record is from the annotation of a GenBank genome assembly. Lineage: Eukaryota; Metazoa; Rotifera; Eurotatoria; Philodinida; Philodinidae.
AUGGCUCAACUUGGACCUUCAUAUGGAUCCCUGCUUGCUAGUCAAAGAAAGAUCGCCGCAAAACGUGAUCCAAAUCUUGAUCGAGAAGUGCAAGAAUGGAUUGAAGCUAUAAUUGGAGAGAAAUUUCCAGAUAUUCCUUAUGAAGACGCAAUCAAGGAUGGUGUCAUUCUGUGCAAAUUAAUGAAUAAACUUCAACCAAAUGCUAUUCCGAAAUAUGCAACAUCGGGUGGAUCAUUUAAACUUCGUGAAAAUAUUUCACUUUUUCAAAAUGCUGCUCGUGACUAUGGUAUAGCGGAAGCUGAACUUUUUCAAUCUAUUGAUCUUUUUGAGAAACGCAAUAUUCCACAAGUAACUCGGUGUUUAUUUGCAGUUGCUCGAGAAGCACGUAAACAUAAAUUCAAUGGUCCACUGCUAGCCUCUACAAUGUCUCAAGCCAAUACACGUGAAUCCGUUGGGGGAAAAUAA